Messenger RNA from Hypoxylon fragiforme, 1281 nucleotides. RefSeq lists its product as uncharacterized. The coding region runs from base 147 to 1169 and encodes 340 amino acids. The record is from RefSeq and is a predicted model, not a curated record. Lineage: Eukaryota; Fungi; Ascomycota; Sordariomycetes; Xylariales; Hypoxylaceae. The transcript is spliced from 5 exons.
UUGCGCUUUUCGAUCUGCUGAGAAAGAUAUAUCGCUUAUUAUACUAUUAUCACCACCGUUGCCGUCGUUGUUGCUACUACUAUUAUUAUUAUUGUUGUUAGAGUAUAACCAACCAACCAACCAACCAACCAACAAACAAAAAAAACAUGACGAAGCAAUGGGAAGUAUACGAAGACACAAUCAAGAACCUCUACACCGAGAACACGCUCUCGGUGGUCCGGCAGACGAUGAUGGAUAGGUAUGGGUUUAAAGCAUCAACAAGAGCGUACCGAGGCCGUCUGAUCCGCUGGAACGUGCGCAAGUACAACUGCCGCAAACGCGGCGAGGAGCGCUCGCCUUCGUCUUCGAGCGCCCGUGACGGCAGUGGUGGUGGUGGUGGUGGUGGACAGCGUGGGGAGAUGGGGAUGGGGCGGCAGCUUGAGUUUGGGAGGGGCGUUGGAGUUGGAGUUGGAGUUGGGGGUGGAGUUGGAGUUGGUAGUAGCCAAAGCCACGGACACCUGGCCAUGCCGGGCUCGCAGUAUGGCGCGGCUGAGGCGGGAGGACAGGCGCUUUCUUUUGCUAAUGACCCGUACUCUGCCUCCUAUUCCAAGAGCAGAUCCCACCUCCCGCCACAACAACAACCACCACCACAGUCGCUGCCGCUGUCACAACCCAGCAACAACGUCUUACCGUACGGCUGGAACAACAACAGCAGCCACUCGAUGGCCACCACGCUCCCAGCUCUCGGAAACAUUACUACUACGAACAGUGGCAACAACAACAACAACACUACCCCUACAACCGACAUUAGCAGCAAUAACAAUAACACGAGUAACGAAACAUUACAUACCAACACCGGCACGCCCUCUUCUUUCAACGCCAGCAACAGCAACAGCAUCGCCCCGCCGCCGUACUUCCGCACCUACGCCCAUGAUCCUAUGGCCGGUAGCUACUACCAUACCCCUCCCCCGCCACAGCAGCCGCAGCGAGGAGUGGGCCACCAUCUAGACGUGACGAGUGGCGGAAGCGGUGGUGUGGGUGGAGGUGGUAUGGUAGAGAUGGCGUAUGGGAGACCGGGGAGGGAGAUUAACUGGGUAACAGUAGGAAUAUGGAUAGGGGCAGGGUUAUUUGGUGGAUUUGGAUGGAUUGGGAUGGCGUUGGAUAUGGUUGAUGCGUACCUAGGUAGGUAGGUAGGUAGGUAGGCGUCUAGGAUAUGGGGGAGGAGAAAGGGAGGGAGAAGAAGAAGAAGGAGAAGGAGAAGGAGAAGAAAGGGGGUUGAAAUAACUGACCUAUUAUAUGGGC